CAACCCCGGGCGCCCUGCGCUCCCCUCCCCGCGGCUCAGCUCUCUCACGGGCUCUAUUUUCACUGCCAGAGGGGCAGUGCAACCAGAUCUCCGUCCGGCCCCGGAGUCUUCCAGCUAAUGGCCUCUGCUUUCUCUUCGACUCAACUCUUUCGGCCUCCUCUUUGCCAGCUCCCUUCCCCUCUGGUGCGGCUAGGGAGGGGGCCGGCCUGAUUUCUGAGCCACCGAGAGGGAAAAACGAACGCUUUGGGGAUUUUCGAGGCGCCAAAAUGCUUUAGCAUGGUGCUCUGAAGCGUGCUGCCGUGGGACCCGCCGGCGCUGAGGAGGAGGAGGAGGUGGAACAGCCUCCCAGCAGCUCUGGUUUCAGACCUCUUUGUGUAUGACAAUAGUUUUUUAAGGCCGGGCGGCCGGCGAGGGUGGGCAGCGGGGCAGGAUGAGCGCCAGCAGCCCCUCCUGGGCCCGGGCUGUCCUCCAGCCCCCUGCGUGCGAUGCCUGGAAGGAGCACAUGGAGGGGGCAGCCUACCAGCUGGCCAGCUGCAUCGUCCUCCUGGGCUACAUGGGGGGCAGCGGCAUCUUCGGGUCCCUCUACAUCUUCGGCCUCCUGGCCCCGGGCUACUUCUGCUACGCCCUGUGGGGCUGGCUGAGCGCCUGCGGGCUGGACGUCUUCGUCUGGAACAUGCUGCUCGUCCUCCUCUGCCUGCUGCAGCUGGCCCACCUGGCCUACCGGCUCCGCAAGGACACCAUCCCCCAAGAGUUCGACCUCCUCUACAAGACCAUGUACCUGCCCUUGCAGGUGCCCCUGGAGGUCUACAGGGAAAUCGUCAAGUGUUGCGAGGAGCAGGUGCAGCCGCUAGCCCGAGACCAGAACUACGCGGUGGAGGGCAAGACGCCCAUCGACCGCCUCUCCCUGCUGCUCUCUGGCAGGGUCCGAGUGAGCCAGGACGGGCAGUUCCUCCACUACGUCUUCCCCUACCAGUUCCUGGACUCUCCAGAGUGGGAAUCACUGCGACCCUCCGAGGAAGGGACCUUCCAGGUCACGCUGACGGCCGAGACCGACUGCAGCUACGUGACCUGGCCGAGGCGGCGGCUGUACCUCCUGCUGAGGAAGGACCGCUACGUCGCCCGCCUCUUCUCCUCCCACCUGGGCUACGACAUCUCGGAGAAGCUCUACUCCCUCAACGAGAAGCUCUUCGCCAAGUUCGGCCUCCGCUUCGACAUCCGCUUGCCCAGCCUCUACCACGUCCUGGGGCCAGCCGCCUCCGAGGGGGAGCCAGAGGAGGCCGAGGAGCUGCCACCCACACCGCCGCCUGCCCACGGACCCGCUGCUGCCUCCGAGGCCCCUCCGCAGCCUCCGCCACCGCCGCCACCACCGGCUCCGCGCCCCCGGGCCUCCCGGCCCGAGAGCGACCUGCUGGGUGAGGACUCCACCAGUCUUGUCUUGGAAGAUUUUGCUGAGUUGCCGGGGUCUUUUAUGGACUAUGUGAGCGAAGGGGAGUAUAUGAAGUGAGGGCGCACCCGGCACGGGCACGCGUCACCCCACGUGGCAUCCCUGCCCUCUGGACACCUCCGGAGCUACCCCCACCCUCUCAGCAAAGGACGAGCCCCCCUGGCUCCCACUCAGACCCCCGAGCUCUAGGGAACAACAGGCUGUCUGGAUCCCAAAGGCCCUCCGAGGGCAUGUCUGCUCACUCACGUCUCUGACCAGAUAGACACUCUUUGGCACGCACUGAAACGUCUGCCCGCACAGACACGUACACUCAGGAGCACCUGAAGCACACGCGUGGGACUGCAGUGGCACUCCAGCACCUCCCACCCCACGAUGUUCGCCUGGAGCUGCCGGCCCCAGGGAGCUUCCCUGGCUUGGUUUUUAUUCCCAAGCGUGUCGGCAGCUCCGAUACCACAGCACGCCGAUGCGGCUGCAAGCGACACGAGCCUGCUCGCAGGAUCUGUGUUCCCUUUUGUUUAAUGAUUCCCAUUAAAGACAGAGAUGAAA
Molecule: messenger RNA, 1990 nt
Organism: Anas platyrhynchos (mallard)
Lineage: Eukaryota; Metazoa; Chordata; Aves; Anseriformes; Anatidae
Gene: POPDC2
Product: popeye domain cAMP effector 2
Biological process (GO): heart development; striated muscle cell differentiation; regulation of membrane potential
Cellular component (GO): sarcolemma
Molecular function (GO): cAMP binding
Source: RefSeq, a predicted model, not a curated record